CGUAAGCCUUCGGGAGUUAGCUCCCUUCUCAAACACAUGAUGUUGAGCAGGUAGACAGGUGAAAAAACGGUCGUCGUCUCUAUUUUACUGAAAAAAACAACGUAAACCUUGGAAGCUUUGAAAUGGCGCUAGAAGACAUUUUUGCUAGAGGUAUUCUUCUGAAAUAUCUACUGCCAGUUGUCACUGUCGUGGUUGUCGUUGCACUUUCAAGAAAGAAACUGCGUCAAUUUCGCUUGCGUUUCACAGCAUACAUGGGGAAUAGGUUUUUAAAGAAGACACAUAAGCGGAUUCGAAAUGAGAAAGCAGUUGUGUUUUCUGAAUUGAAUUCACAAGCAAGCAAAGCAAACCGUCCUUUACAGCUGCUAGAAAUCGGCUCAGGAAGUGGCAUGAACUUCAAGAACUUUCCAUCAGGCUCAGAAAUAAUUUGCUUGGAUCCAAAUCCUUACAACAAAACUUACUUAGAAGAGAAUGUGCACCUUCGGAAUCCAAAUGUGAGCAUCAAGAAGUUUGUGGUGGGAUUCGCCGAAAGUAUGCCCGAGGUUGAAGACAACAGUUGUGAUGCUGUGGUCUGUACUCUGGUGUUGUGCACUGUGAGGGAUGUCAAGGCUGUUUUAAGUGAAGUCCUAAGAAUAUUGAAACCAAAUGGAAUCUUCUACUUUGUGGAACAUGUGGCAUCAAAGAAGGGUAGGUUCAAGAGGAGGAUCCAGAACUUGAUCAACCCAAUGUGGAAGAAGAUGGUGGAUGGUUGCAACAUUAACAGGGAGUCUUGGAAUGACAUCCAUCAAGCUGGUUUCUCAAAAGUUGACCUGACACAUUUUGAUAUUCACAUGUUCAAGACUAGCACUCCAGGUAUCUAUGGAAAGGCUGUCAAGUAGAGUGGAGAAUGAAAACCUUAGAUAAUCACUUAGGCCACAUUUGUUUAAACCACCAGUUGAUUUCCAAAACUCACUGACAUGGCAAAUAUUUACUGCUACUUUGCCUCUAGUGUGAUCUAUUUCCAUGUGCCUCCUUAUUACGGAAAAUAGUAUCAGACUUGAUCUCAAAUAUUCCAAAAUAUAAUUAAUUCAGUGGGAUGAAAUAUCCUGGUCACAAAUAUAUUGCUGAAAAAUGGCAUUGCAGAAUUUCGCAGUUUUGCAGUCUUGUGCAGUACAGAAUUUGUUUGUUUGU
This is a messenger RNA of Haliotis rubra (blacklip abalone), 1167 nucleotides long. Its product is annotated as methyltransferase-like protein 7A. Bases 123 to 875 code for a protein of 250 amino acids. The record is from RefSeq and is a predicted model, not a curated record. The transcript is spliced from 2 exons. Gene Ontology annotation, molecular function: S-adenosylmethionine-dependent methyltransferase activity. NCBI's taxonomy places the organism in Eukaryota, Metazoa, Mollusca, Gastropoda, Lepetellida, Haliotidae.